Cynoglossus semilaevis (tongue sole) is the source of this 1906-nucleotide messenger RNA. RefSeq lists its product as uncharacterized. The record is from RefSeq and is a predicted model, not a curated record. Bases 56 to 1906 code for a protein of 616 amino acids. The transcript is spliced from 6 exons. NCBI's taxonomy places the organism in Eukaryota, Metazoa, Chordata, Actinopteri, Pleuronectiformes, Cynoglossidae.
ACCCUCCAUCCCUCCUUCUCCCCUCUGUCAUCUCACUCUCAGAGGAAGCAUCAGAAUGGGCUGCCGUUGCACUCGAAUAAAGGACAAAAUCCGCGAACCUCCUCAUCAACGCUACGUUGGGGAGCUGCACUACGUGAACGAGUACGGUCAGCCGAUGGCUGUCCAAGAACGACGGGGAUGUGGCCACAGGAGGCAGCAGUCGCGCUGCGUUACCGAGUGCAACACUCCUCCAGAGAGACACUGGGAGGCGCUGAGAGCCAUGGGAAUGGUCGAGGGAGAGGAAAGUCAAAGAAACAGAUUUCUAGCAGGGCCCCACUAUGGUCACAUGGCCGUCUCACCUGCCCUAUAUUCAACUAACAGUCACAUGAUGAUGUCGUCUGAUGCAUAUCCGCACAACAGCUUCCUGCCCAGAUCGCCGAACGAACAUCACCUGGGUAACAACUACCUGCCAGCCAUCUCCUACAGCUUAGAUCACCUGGACAGACUAGACUACCAGGAACCAGAAAUGUCACCGUACCAGCCGAACUCGGAGAGUUGUCUAAUCGAACGCUACAGCAAUGAAGGGCCGAACAACGUAUCCAGACAGGUGGACCACAGUUGGCUCUCUGAUCGCCCUCUGGGUUUCCUUCCUCUCAGUGAACUGGACAGUGGGCUUGGAUGCACUCACGAUAGCCCGAACCACCAGUUCGUGCUCUCUGAAGCCGAGACAGACGCACUGUCGUCCCUACCGGGCCACACCCCCUCGUCCCAGGGCUCCUCCUCUUCCUCCGAGUCCUUGAUCUCAUCCGAACCCAGCGACUCGGGGUUCCACAGUGUCAGCACGGGGGAGCACAGGCGCCUACGCAAGAUCCAUACGGGACCCCAUCUGCACUUAGGCCUCUGCGCGCGAGAUCAGAGAGGGCGCUGGGAUUUGGAGUCCAUACCGGAAACAACUCCAGUGACUCACGAGGGGGUGCCGUGGGCCUCCCACUGCACCGUGGGAAACAGCACAACCACAACAGUUCACUUCCACAGAGCUGAGAAGAGUCCGACACUACCUCGGCACCAGUCACUACCGUCACCUUCCAUGGGCUGCCGUACUGAGCCCUGCCACCGGAGGGCGCUGUGGCUGGAGCAGCAGCAGGGCGUGCACGGGAUGGUUAGAGGUCCGGGAAGAAGUCGAACGAUACAGGAUUUAAGCGAAGGACAUCGUCGUCGCAGAGCGAGUCACCCUAACAUGAUGGAUCAAAACUCGGUGACAAACAAGGUACAGAGCACCAGUCCAGGAGCAGAUGGCAACACGCUGGCACCAACGAUGAGGGCCAGUUAUCCCAGUAACCCUCAGCCCACCGGUCCGUUCACCGUCGACAGAGCAGGUCCGACCAAUCAGAAGGGGGACUGUCUCGCCAAAAGCCCUGGAUCUGACUCCCGUGGGGCGUCCGACUGGCGGGCAUUCCAGACUCUCGGGAAUCAAUACACAGGCCAACCAAAAGUGACUUCUGUUCCAUGUUAUAACACACUGGGCACACCGACAACCCCUCCGCAGCAACAACAGCCACACUCUCCGCCAUCUCCUCGCUCAAGAACGGCCAAUCAAAAAUCCAUCAGGAAUCAGCUGCUGAGAGCUCGAGCUUCUCGAUUGGCCAGGGAACGCAGCGAGGUAACAACGGACGAGGAAGUGAGGGUCAGAGGCGAGGUGGAAAGAGACAACGGGCGCCUGACGGGAAGAUACUGGAGCCGAACAGAAAGGAGGCGUCAUCUGGCGUUGUCGAGGCAACAUAAAGAGAAGAGAGGAGGAGGAGGAGGAGGAGGAGGAGGAUUCGAAGAGCCGACGGCGGGAGUUCCGGAGGAGGAGGAGGAGGAGGAGAAGAGCCGACGGCGGGAGUUCUGGCGGUGUCCCCGUCCUCUCAGACUCUCCUGGAGCUGA